This is a messenger RNA of Paramuricea clavata, 2222 nucleotides long. The record is from the annotation of a GenBank genome assembly. Lineage: Eukaryota; Metazoa; Cnidaria; Anthozoa; Malacalcyonacea; Plexauridae.
AUGGCGAUCCGGAAUCUUCCCAACACUGAUAGUGGCGUCUCCCCAGCGCAGCUGGUCGUUGGUGAGCAGCUCCAUAUGCCCGGCGAACUCAAUUUGCCGGCCGACGAUGCGAAUUUGGAUGUUUUUGCAAGAAAACUCAACGACGCCAUCAAGACUCAGGUUUAUCGUCGGCCGGAUUGGCAUUCUACAACGGAGAGAGUCGCCGGGCACGUUCCUUCGCAGCUACGGAGCUGCUCCCACGUUUUCGUCCGUCAAGAGCGAAGCCUGGGGAGCUUGAGGCCGAAGUACUCGGGUCCUUUUCCGGUUGUCAACAGAACGGAGAAGACGGUCACAGUGUCAAGAGAGGGGGAACCGGAAGUAGUCAGCAUGGACCGCGUGCUUCCGGAUUUACAGAAAUGUUAGUGUAGUAUGUAGUUAGAGUGUACACCUCCCUCUUAGAUACAAUAGGUAUCUAGGGGGGAGUGAUGUAGGGUCUAGUCGUAGUCUAGCUUUCUUAGUUUAGAUUAGUUAGCUCUAUUGACAUUGCCCUCACAUCUGUACAUAUCUCACAUCAUACCUUGACCACUUUUCAUUAUGUAAAUACUCACCCAUUUUAUCUCUUGACAUCGCCCAUGUAUAUACUUGACCACAUUGUACAUAUCUUUUAUUCUUGUAUCUUUAGUUCAGCUGUAGCAGGAGUACCGUCUUCUAGUUAUUGUCCGUUCUCUCCUUGCUACAGCUUUAGUUAAACUUGACUGAUGUGUUUACCUCUGCAUGAUUGUAUAAGACGUUGCAUGAUAUUCUUUGAAGUCUUCUGAUCAUCUUGACAAGUCAUCCAAACAGUUAUCUAGCCAUUCCUUACAUACAGAGAUUGACUUGUCAUUAUAUAAUAAGAGGUAUUGUGUUAAAUGGAGUCAGAUGAAUAAAGUUAGUCAAGUUCCUGCCAUACUCACGUUAACUAGUUAUUCGUCGCUUGUCGUUGCUCCGUGCCUGUUCGUCGGUCUGGUGUCGUGCUGCUGCGCUGCUGGAGGUUCCGUGGACGUGAGGACAACCACUACCCUUUACUGGUGACCACCAACUGAGGACUCUGAGGUCGUCGCAAUCAAGGAUCCACAAGGACGCUCGACGAUUCAUCCAUCUCAGGUCUCAGGACGCGCGUUGUUCCUCUACACUCUUUUCUUUCCGUCCAUUCCAGCAUGCCUAAGGUCAGCAUCACCGUCGUUACCGGCCAACAUCACUGUGCAAUCACACGCCUGGCAGAUCUCGUACGUGGGCUUCGAAGGGAAAUCGACUCUGGCAUUUCACCUCGCGUGGCGGCCCUCCGUUUAUCCAGGCUGUCCACCUACAUCGAGGUCGUCGAGGACUCCCUUCAUCAACUGUGCGACGUGAUCGAUCAGUCCGGCUCCGAAAAUGCCCAGGACGUGAUCGAUCAGACCCGGUCCAGUGCCGCCUUGGCCAUAUCAUCUGCUGACGUUGUGCUCCUGGACCUUGAAGCCUUGUCGGAAAGCUCUGUGGACCUGCUCCCUCCGAGACCGGCGGUGCCUCCAAAGGAACGUAUCAAGAUCGACAUUCGGCCUUUCGACCAGAGGGAACCUACCCUCUGGUUUGACCUCUUGGAGGCCCAGUUCCGCGCCGCCGGGAUCGACAGCGAGCAGGGUAAGUUCGCCUAUCUUGUUAAGUUCUUAGACGACUCACAGAGCUACCAAGUCGGGCCGAUCGUCGCCGCCGGGUCCGCUGACAUGUACAGCCAGGCGAAGACUCUUCUCGUUAGACUUUAUUCGCUUUCUCGUCCCCAGCGUAUACAACGAGCCUUUUUUGAAGAGACGCUGGGGAACCACGAGAGGUUGGCGGACUUUUUGGCCCGGAUCUCUCCCCUCUGCGAAGAACUCACGCCGGACGACGUCAAAAAGUUCCUCAUGGCUCGUCAACUUCCAUCUUCCGUCCGGCAGCAGAUGGUGGAGAGAUUCGACGAAGUUUCCUCCGGCCAAUUUCAAGAGUCCGCCGACCGGCUGUUAGCGGACCUGCGCCACCAAGAAGUGCGCAAAACGAUUCGGCCCGACCAAGGUGAUCAUUCUUCGUCAGGAGUCGCAGCCGUCAGCUCCCGCGGUCGUGCUCGUGGAGCUGGAAGCCAGGGGCCGAAGGGUUGCGUUUUCCAUCAGGCCUACGGGGACAAGGCCCGCUCAUGCAAGGGAGGCAAGUGUCCCUUUUGGUCUUCCGAGCUUCAGCGGGUCAAGGUCUCCGAG